AAUUGUUAUAUACUUUGGUUGCUAAAAUAAUAACAAGGCGUGGCUAAAUUGAAGAAAUAGGUUGAAAGCAUUUAUAGUGUAAAGCUGUUGAUAGAUAUUAAAUGUAUAUAAUACUUUCUUGAUUUUUAUUUUUUUUUAAUUGUGGAUCACUAGAUUGUAUACAACUUUGAAACAAAGUCGAAUGAUUAUGAUUCCUUAUAUAUUGUGAUGCUAGAUUGAUCAUUUGUGUAGAUUUUCUCAUAUUCUAAGACUUAAGGUAAAAGUUAAUCACUAAUUCAAUCACUAAAGAUGAUGGAAGUUAAGAGAGUACAAACCUUGGCUUUUAACCAGCUAAAAGAGCUUCCACCACAAUUCAUUCGUCCAGAUAAUGAAAGACCAGAGAACACCAAGGCAUUGGAGGGUGUUGAUGUGCCUAUCAUUUCAUUGUCUCAACAACUUGACGUUUUAGUGACAAAAAUAACCGAAGCGGCUUCUGAAUGGGGUUUCUUUGUCAUCACCGAUCAUGGUAUAUCGUCAAAACUCAUCGAAAAUUUGCAAGAUGUAGGGCAAGAGUUCUUUUCUCUACCUCAAAAGGAGAAAGAGGUGUAUGCAAAUGAUCCAUCUAGUGGUAAGUUUGAGGGGUAUGGAACUAAGAUGACCAAGAACCUAGAAGAAAAGGUUGAAUGGUUGGAUUAUUAUUUUCACCUCAUGUCCCCUCCUUCUCGGGUCAAUUAUGAAAUGUGGCCCAAAAAUCCUCCUUCCUACAGGGAAGUGACCGAAGAAUACAAUAAAGAGAUUUUAAGGGUGACAAACAAUAUCUUGGAGCUUUUGUCUCAAGGGCUAGCAUUGGAGAGUAAUGUUUUGAAGUCUUGUUUGGGAGGUGAUGAAGUAGAAUUAGAAAUGAAGAUAAAUAUGUAUCCACCUUGUCCACAACCUGAAUUGGCAUUAGGAGUUGAACCUCACACUGAUAUGUCUGCUCUUACUCUACUUGUCUCCAAUGAUGUUCCAGGCCUUCAACUUUGGAAGGACAAUAGUUGGGUGUCAGUAAAUUAUUUGCAAGAUGCAAUCUUUGUGCACAUUGGUGACCAACUUGAGGUGUUGAGCAAUGGAAAGUACAAAAGUGUAUUGCAUAGAAGCUUGGUGAACAAGGAACUCAAGCGCAUGUCCUGGGCCGCAUUUGUUGUUCCUCCACACGAAAUUAUGGUUGGCCCUCUUUCUCAACUUGUCAAUGAUCAAAAUCCGCCCAAAUAUUCAACAAAAACCUAUGGCGAGUACCGCUAUCGCAAAUUCAACAAAAUUCCACAAUAGAGAAAAGAAAAUAAUAGAAU
Vicia villosa (hairy vetch) is the source of this 1307-nucleotide messenger RNA. RefSeq names its product flavonol synthase/flavanone 3-hydroxylase-like. NCBI's taxonomy places the organism in Eukaryota, Viridiplantae, Streptophyta, Magnoliopsida, Fabales, Fabaceae. The record is from RefSeq and is a predicted model, not a curated record. The transcript is spliced from 3 exons. The coding region runs from base 289 to 1287 and encodes 332 amino acids.